UAUAACUAUUUAUAAUAGGUCAUUUUAAAAAAUAUAGAUACUAAAAGAUAUUAUGAAAAAUUUUGACUAUUUAUAAUAAAAAGUUAACAAAAUGCUAAGAAUUAGUGAUAUAGAAUUAUAAAGAAGUUUUUGUUCUGAGUGACGUAGCCCUGGUGUUUGCCGUGUUUUUUUUGUUAAGGUUUACAUCUGGUAUUAUCAUUUAUACAAAAAAAACAUAUAUUUACAAACUUGUGCCAAAGAUCAUAUGCGCUGAUAAAAUAUUAAAUACCUGCUUAUGAUAGACUAUUUAAGGAUUAAGAAAAUAAUACAAUGACACGCGAAGGAAUAUUGCCGCCGGCACAAUCUGCAUUAUACAUUUCAGAACAUUCCACACAUGUAAAAAUACAUGAAGAGGGCCUUGAAAAACUUUCUGCAGAGAUGUUUACAUCAAUAAAAGAUAAACUGGAGAUCCCAGACACAGGGGCCAACAUUUCAUAUCUGAGUAAAGAUGAUCCGAAAGCAGUUGACUGGAUAUUUGUGGCUGAUGCUCUUAACUUUUGCUUCUGGUCAUACACUGGAGCUGUGAAGUGGACUGUGGAUGGGCAUAGUGGUUACUAUGCAUUGGAAGCAGCACUGAGUAGGGCUGUUAAGGAAGGUAUUGACAUUACAAAUCCGAAAUACUAUUCAAAAAUAACAGAAAACCAACUUCGUACUAUAAUGAGAAGUGACAAUGAAGCAGAAAUACCUUUAUUUGACAAAAGAUUAUCUACAUUGCAUGAAGUGGGCACAAUACUCUUGCAAAAAUAUAAUGGCACAUUUGUGUCGUGUUUGAAAGAAGCCAACAAAUCUGCAGUGAAGUUGCUUCAGAUAAUUGUAGAUAGUUUUCCAUGCUUCAGAGAUGAGGUGGUGUACAAGGGUACUAAGGUUUCGCUGUAUAAACGAGCACAAAUUUUAGUUGCCGAUAUAUGGAACUUCUUUCAUGGAACGGGCUGGGGUGAAUUCAAAGAUAUCGAUGCCAUUACCAUGUUUGCCGAUUAUAGGAUCCCACAAGUCUUGGUAUAUUUUGGAGUUUUGAGUUACAGUGAUACAUUGAUGGAUAAAGUGAAAAAUGAUGUUCUACUUGAAAGUGGUUCAGAAGAAGAGGUGGAAAUCAGGGGCUGUUCUAUUCAGGCUGUAGAGCUUCUUAAAAAAAGAAUCGAGGAUAAGAUUAAGAACAGCAAGAAAGACAUGGAAGUACCGAAUUCAAGUGUCAUUGAUUACUACUUAUGGUGCUAUAGGAGAAAAUAUGCGGAUGAAUUAGAAAGAAUACCUUUUCACAAAACUUUGGGUAUUUAUUAUUAAAAUAUAAUUUAAACACGAAGAUCCGCAUUUACUUAGAUUGUAAUUUUGAAUUGUAAGGAUAAUAUUGAUAUUGUAAGGAAUUGAAUUGUAAGGAUAGAAAAAGAUAAUUUAAAAUAAUGUUAUAUUAAAAAAAAAUAUUAGAUUAAAAAAAAAUAACCUUUUUAUUCCUAUCUGUACAGUAUAUGCGGUGUCUGAGAUACCCAUAUUUCUCUUAAAACAUAUUGAUCUAGUCCCGGUCAGAAGGUUAUGUUUUUCGAAUCUAAUAUUUCAUGUUAUACAUAUUUUUGUAAUUUACGAGGUGAAGGAAUAAAUGAUAUACAUCUUUGUUAUUUCAA
Galleria mellonella (greater wax moth) is the source of this 1655-nucleotide messenger RNA. Its product is annotated as queuosine salvage protein. NCBI's taxonomy places the organism in Eukaryota, Metazoa, Arthropoda, Insecta, Lepidoptera, Pyralidae. The transcript has 5 exons. The record is from RefSeq and is a predicted model, not a curated record. The coding region runs from base 310 to 1320 and encodes 336 amino acids.